Helobdella robusta is the source of this 2333-nucleotide messenger RNA. RefSeq lists its product as hypothetical. The coding region runs from base 104 to 1360 and encodes 418 amino acids. NCBI's taxonomy places the organism in Eukaryota, Metazoa, Annelida, Clitellata, Rhynchobdellida, Glossiphoniidae. The transcript has 5 exons. The record is from RefSeq and is a predicted model, not a curated record.
UCGAUCAGUGCGGAUUCCAUUGUUUUAUUUUGAUUCUGUCGGGAAAUUUUUGUAACUCUUCUUCUUAUAUUAGAUUCAUACGUAGAUAUUCGGAUUCGACCGGAUGGAUCGAUUAGUUUCGAUUGUAACCGGAGCAGCGAGAACCAGAUCUCGAAACGACGAUGACUUCGCGGAUAGGUUGAGUUCCCGCUACACCGUCGUCUUCCUCAUCCUCUUCGCCAUCUUGGUCUCCAUGGGUCAGUACGUCAGGAACCCGAUCACCUGCUGGGCGCCGAAACACUUCCACGACAGCCACACCAAGUUCACGACGAACUAUUGCUGGGUCAAGGACACCUACUACCUUCCGUGGGACAGUAACGUAAAGAACGACGAAUCUCACUAUGAGCCCCGACAGCGGAUAGCUUACUACCAAUGGAUCCCAUUCAUCCUGCUGGGCAUGGCCGUCUGCUUCUUCUUCCCCUCCCUCGUCUGGCACGGGUUCAACACGAAAAGUGGCGUCGAUGCAGACAGCAUCCUGUCUGCUUCCCACAAACUGGAGAGGAUCGAUUCGUACGAUUCGAAGAAGAAGACGCUGAGAAUCAUCACAAAGCAGAUUGACAGGUUUUUGAAUAGCAGACAAAUUGUUGACUUUAAAUCUAGGGUCGGAUGUUUCCUCUCAACUGUUUUCUGCCAUUGUUGCGGAAGAAGGACAAGCAGUUACCUGGUCAUCUUGUUUCUUAUCUCGAAGGUCAUCUACAUCUUCAACGUCGUCUUCCAGUUGGUGGCACUGAGCUAUGUUUUGAAAGCGAAGUUUCACAGUUUCGGAAUCGACAUGUUGUCUCGCUUCUUCAAUCUUAAAAAUGACUGGACCGAGGAUAGUUUCGUGGCUUUCCCUAGGGUUACCCUCUGUGAUUUCAGGAUCAGGGGUCAAGAUUUCGCCAACGUGCAGAACCACACCGUGCAAUGCGUGCUCCCCGUUAACAUGUACAACGAAAAGAUUUUCCUCUUUCUGUGGUUCUGGAUGUUCAUCGUGGCUGCUGUCAGCGUCAUCAACCUCCUAAUUUGGAUCGCUCGUAUUCUGAGCAGAAGAGAUAGGAUGACGUUCAUUAGGAACAGACUUUCAUCAAAACUUCUCACAAAUAAAGACAACGAACUCGUGAAGCAUUUCGUCCUCGACUACUUGGGACAAGACGGCUGCUUCAUUCUUCGUUUGGUGGCGCACAACACAAAUCACGUGACUACUACUGAAAUUAUUAACGAUCUUUGGGAUAGCUGGUACGAGAUGAAGUCCUCCAGUACUCCAUCCACUUCACUGGGGUCCAGACACUUGUACCCGGAAAUGGAGAUGGACGACUUUAAACCACUGAAAGAUAUCAGAUAGGUGGAUAAAUUGCAUUCAUCAUUGCAUUCGGAGAAAUAAAAAAGCACAUUUUAAAUGAUUUCAUUUUAAAUUACUGUUCUGUUUGUUCUCGCUGGUAAAAAAGUACUUGAACACUUCUUUUUAAAACAUUCGUUAACAACCUUCAUUUUUUAAACAGUUGAAACUCUUCAUACAAUUGUCGUUGGACCAUCCUUUUAACGUUUAUCAUUUUGACUGGUAAAAUUUUAACACUUAUAGAAUUAAGCGCUAAUUAAUGUUAUGCACUGUAAAGUAUUUAUCUACCAAACAUUUUAUUUUGACUUUUCGUAUGCUUGUAAUUUUUAAACAAUUCUAGGAUCUUUAUUGCCUUAGUAUAUGUAAAAAUCUUUUAAUAUAUAUAAAGAAAGAGAGAGAGAGAAAGAAAGAGAGAGAGAGAAAGAGAGAGAGAGUGAAAUCCUCAGUUAAACACAUUUUAAUUAACUAAUUUUUCAUGUUUUAAGUUUUUUAGUAAUUAAUUUAGAAUGUUAUUUCAAGCUAAAAUUUUAAUUCGCCAUGUAAAUAAUUUUCUUAUUAUUUAUAUAAAAUGACAAUGCCUUAUUAAAAAUUAUUUAAAAUGUUUUCUAAAAUGACAAAUAACCAAUGUGUUUCUUAACUUUUUAGCUUCAUUUUUAAUAAUUUUACGAGAUUUUAUUGAUUGAUUGAUAAAAGCGCGUUUUUAAAAUUAAUUUAUGUUAUUUUAUGAUUGGUAAAUAGUGCGUAACUUUUGUGUUGAUAUUUUCAUUCAUAUGUGGUUUGUUGUCUUCGGCGGCAACAUUCAACAUUAAAAUUAUGUAAAAAAAACAAAGAGAGAGAGAGAGAGAAAGCAAAGCAGACAGACUAAAAUGUGCAACAAUGCCAUACAUCACAUGAUACCACAGGGUUUUUUAAUUUUCCAAUUUAUUAGAAUUAAAAAUCAGACGAGUAAAAUUUGUAAAAAAAAUUGUCAAAUACAUCU